AUGGAUGGGUAUAACCAACAGCAACAGCAACAACAACAACAACAACAACAACACCAAAUGAAUCUAGGUUCAUCGGGUGGUAUUUUACAUAGCCCACAACAACAACAACAACAACAACAACAACAACAACAACAACAACAGCAACCAAUGAAUGGUUCAAAUAAUCAAUUAUUGGGUAUUAGUAAUGGCGGAUUUGGAACAAUGCUCCAACAAUCAGCAUCUUUACCAAUCAAUAUACAAGGAUCAAAUUCAUUCUCAACAUUUACACCAUUAUCAGCUGAUGAUUCAAAUUUAAAAAAGAGAAAGAUUAAGAAUGAAGACGGUACAUAUUCAGAGAUCCCUUAUUCUCCAAAUUCAUUGGUUGGUAGUAAUGGUGGUUUAGAUAGUAGUUUUUUAAUGCUUCAACAACAAUUACAAGAUCAACAACAACAAAUAGCUCAAUUUAAUAGUUCUGUAAAUAGUCCUUCUUUUUCUUUAAAUUCAAGUCAAGUUAAUAAUAAUAACAAUAAUAAUAAUAAUAUAAAUAAUAAUAACAAUAGUAAUAAUAAUAUAAAUAAUAACAAUAGUAAUAAUAAUAUAAAUAAUAAUAAUAAUAACAACAACAACAAUAAUAAUAAUAUAAAUAAUAAUAAUAUAAAUAAUAACAAUAAUUAUAAUAAUAAUAAUAAUAAUAAUAAUCAUAAUCAUCUUCAAACAACUACAACUACAACUACAAAUAAUGGAUUAACAAUUAAUGCAAAUAAUACACCAAGUCAAUUAUCAUCAUCAUCAUUAUAUCCAGGUAUAAUACCUCAAAUUUCAAUUACAAAUACUCAAUCAGGUUAUACACCACGUAGUAUAUCACCAAAUCCAUCACCAAAUCUUUCACCAACUAAUUCACCAAUUCAAUCACCACAUUUACCAACUGAUAACUAUUUAAUGAUUGGAUCAGAGAAUGAAAAUUCUGAUCCACCUUCACCAAUGACACAAUAUAAUGAAAAUCCACCUUUUACUUGGACCGAUUAUAAAUCUGAACCAUGGUAUACUACUUUUAAUACAAAUGGUGAUGAAAUGCCAGUACCACUUUUAAAUAUUAUGGCAUCAAAAGGUUUUUCAUAUAUUGGUGGACAAUGGAUUUAUUGUAGAAGAAAUCAUUUUCAAUUGGAUAUUACAGCAGUUUAUCCAAAACUUUUUCAAGAGACACAAUAUGGACAUAAUGGAGUUACAUUGUCAAAUAGUUCAUCAUCAGUCGAUCCAACUCAAACACCAUCCUAUAUGUUAAUUAGUGGUGUGAAAACACCAAUCAAUGGUUUAACUCUUACCAUUAAAGGUAUAAAGAAUCGUGCUGAUAUGUCACAACAAGAGAGUGAGGUGGAAUUAUUCCAAACCAAUUCAAAACGUGAGAAACAAGGUGAACAUGCACCAAAACCAGUGGCAAUUCAAUUCGGUUCAUUGGUUAGUAUACAAAGAUUACAUUUUAGAAAGGCAACACUUAACAAUGCCAGAAGACAUGGUCAACCAAAUCCACAUCAAGAAUUCAAUCAAUUGGUUGUAUCAUUGUAUGGUCGUUGUAUGGGUCAAGAAUAUUGUAUCGUAAGUUACGUUUCACCUGCUCUCAUUGUUCGUACAGCAACUCAAGUAACACCACCUGGUGAUCUAUCACCUGUUCAUACCCCUGAUUAUGCUGGUACAAGUAGUAACAAUGGUGGUGGUAGUAAUAAUAUGAAUUGUUUUGGUCCAACUAUAUCAAAUAUAGAUUUUUCAACAAUGAAUAUAGUAUCACCUGGUCAUUCACCAACUUCACCACGUCCUUUAUCACAAUUAACUAGUCAAGGUCAAACAAAUAUUUUACGUUUAACUCAAAAUCAUAAUAAUAAUAAUAAUAAUAAUAAUAAUAAUAAUAAUAAUAAUAAUAAUAAUAAUAAUAAUAAUAAUAAUAAUAAUAUAAAUAAUAAUAAUAAUAGUAAUAAUAAUAGUUUAGGUAAUAUAAAUAAUAAUAAUAGUAAUAUGUUAACAAGUAGUAGUUUAUUAAAUGGUAGAAUAAAUUGUUUUAAUAAUAAUAUAAAUAAUAAUAAUAAUAAUCAACAUAACAAUAAUAAUCAACAUAAUAAUAAUAAUAAUCAUCAUAAUAUUAAUAAUCAACAUAAUAAUCAAAAUAAUAAUAAUAAUAAUAAUAAUAAUAAUAAAUGUCAUUGGAAUUCAGGUGACACAGAAAAAUCAAUUGUAUAUAAUGGUAAAGUUGGUAUUAAUGUAGAGAAUCCAGCAUAUGCACUUUCAGUUCAAGGUACAAUCUAUGCAUCUGAAGGUGUUUAUCAUCCAUCAGAUUUAAGAAUAAAAUAUGAUUUGAAAUCGAUCGACUCAAAAUCAAAUCUUGACAAUGUAAAUAGAAUGAAACUUUACGACUAUAAAUAUAAUCCACAAUGGACUCAUAUGAAUGGUAGGGAUCCAUAUUUAGAUAAUUGUGAUAGAGGUGUUAUCGCCCAAGAUCUUCAAAGAAUUUUACCAAAUGCAGUACGUACCAUUGGUAAUAAGAAUGUAAAUGGCCAAGAAAUUGAAAAUCUUUUAGUAAUUAAAAAUGAAGCUUUAGUAAUGGAAACAAUUGGUGCAACUCAAGAACUUUCAAAACAAAUGGAUGAAAUGAAAUUAAAAUUAAUUACCUAUGAAUCAAAAUUAAAAAAUUUAAAAAAGAAAUCAAAAAAUCAAACUAUUCUAUUGAUUAUAUUCAUGAUAACCUUUUUAUUGGUUGCUCUCUAUAUGUAUAAACCAUCAACCCAUCAUAGUCAUCAUCGUCGUCAUAAUUUUGAUAAUAAUGAUAAUUAA
Dictyostelium discoideum AX4 is the source of this 2799-nucleotide messenger RNA. It is a transcript of the gene rcdK, whose product is annotated as NDT80/PhoG-like protein. Lineage: Eukaryota; Evosea; Eumycetozoa; Dictyosteliales; Dictyosteliaceae. The record is from RefSeq and is a predicted model, not a curated record. The transcript has 3 exons. Bases 1 to 2799 code for a protein of 932 amino acids.